Molecule: messenger RNA, 1050 nt
Organism: Arabis nemorensis
Lineage: Eukaryota; Viridiplantae; Streptophyta; Magnoliopsida; Brassicales; Brassicaceae
Source: the annotation of a GenBank genome assembly
AUGGCGGCGACGGUGGCGAUUUCAGGCAUCUCUUCACGGCCUUUGGUUGCUCUUCGACGCUCUAGAGCCGCCGUUUCGUACAGUUCUUCUCAUCAUCGAUUGCUUCGUCAUCGUCUUCUCUCUUCUCCUCGCUUGGUCUUCAGGAAUGUUCAUAAAGUCCAAGCAACGAUUUUGAAAGACGAUGAAGAGAAAGUGGUGGUGGAGGAAUCGUUUAAAGCAGAUACUUUUACUGGUAAAGAAGCAAUUGAAGAGCCAGAUAUGAGUUCUUCAACUAGUGCUCUGGAAUCAUGGAUCAUCAAGUUUGAGCAAAGGGUGAAUGUCUUACUUACAGACUCGGUGAUAAAGAUACUUGACACAUUGUACCGUGACCGAACCUAUCCAAGGUUCUUUGUUCUUGAAACAAUUGCUAGAGUGCCUUAUUUUGCCUUUAUGUCUGUGUUACAUAUGUAUGAGACCUUUGGUUGGUGGAGGAGAGCAGAUUAUUUGAAAGUUCAUUUUGCCGAGAGCUGGAAUGAGAUGCAUCACUUGCUCAUAAUGGAAGAAUUGGGUGGGAAUUCAUGGUGGUUUGAUCGUUUUCUGGCCCAGCACAUAGCAACCUUUUAUUACUUCAUGACGGUGUUCUUGUAUAUCGUAAGCCCGAGAAUGGCAUAUCACUUUUCGGAAUGUGUGGAGAGCCAUGCAUAUGAGACUUAUGAUAAAUUUCUCAAGUCUAGUGGAGACGAGUUGAAGAAGUCGCCUGCACCAGAUAUCGCAGUAAAAUACUAUACCGGAAGCGACUUAUACUUAUUUGAUGAAUUCCAAACAUCCAGAGCUCCCAAUACUCGAAGGCCCGUAAUAGAGAAUUUAUACGAUGUGUUUGUGAACAUAAGAGACGAUGAAGCGGAACAUUGCAAGACAAUGAGAGCUUGUCAGACUCUGGGCAGUCUCCGUUCUCCACACUCCAUUUUAGAAGAAGAUGACGAUUGUAAUGAAGAAUCAGGCUGUAUUGUUCCUGAAGAAGCUCAUUGUGAAGGUAUCGUAGACUGCAUCAAGAAAUCCAUUACGAAUUAA